GCCUCAUCUGCAGCACAAAAGCAUUGAGCCAAUAAGUUGGUACAUAGUGUGGAAGUGUUGUUUAUCGAAGUUCCGUUUCGUAAGGGAGCUCCUAGGGGGUAUGUCAGAUACUCCACCAGCAUCAGAGAUUAGACAACCAAGUAAAACUCGAAAAGCAAGAAGGGAAUAAACUAAUAGAUCAAAAUGAAUAUUCGAUGUGCACGCCCAAGUGACCUGAUGAAUAUGCAGCACUGUAAUCUGUUGUGUCUCCCAGAGAACUACCAGAUGAAGUACUACUUUUACCAUGGACUCUCCUGGCCACAACUCAGCUAUGUGGCUGAGGAUGAAAAGGGCCAUAUUGUUGGAUAUGUUUUGGCAAAAAUGGAAGAAGAUGGUGAGGAUAAUCGUCAUGGACACAUAACCUCCUUAGCUGUGAAGAGGUCUCACAGACGUCUAGGUCUUGCUCAAAAGCUGAUGAACCAGGCUUCUUUAGCUAUGGUGGAGUGCUUCCAGGCAAAAUAUGUCUCUCUACAUGUACGAAAAAGCAACCGGGCUGCUCUGAACUUGUACACCAAUUCACUUGGCUUCAAGAUUCUAGAGAUUGAACCUAAGUACUAUGCUGAUGGUGAAGAUGCAUACUCCAUGAUGAGGGACCUCAGUGCUUUUGCGGAGAACAAAUCUGAGACAUCUGAUAAUAUGGAAAUCAAGUCUGAAUCUGCUGUUAUAUCACAGUGUUGAUUGUAAAUAAAGCAUUUAAUUAAUUAACAA
Hyposmocoma kahamanoa is the source of this 747-nucleotide messenger RNA. RefSeq names its product N-alpha-acetyltransferase 10 (gene vnc). The coding region runs from base 184 to 717 and encodes 177 amino acids. The record is from RefSeq and is a predicted model, not a curated record. NCBI's taxonomy places the organism in Eukaryota, Metazoa, Arthropoda, Insecta, Lepidoptera, Cosmopterigidae. The transcript is spliced from 5 exons. Gene Ontology annotation, cellular component: NatA complex. Gene Ontology annotation, molecular function: protein-N-terminal-glutamate acetyltransferase activity; protein N-terminal-serine acetyltransferase activity. Gene Ontology annotation, biological process: N-terminal peptidyl-glutamic acid acetylation.